Molecule: messenger RNA, 1173 nt
Organism: Mixia osmundae IAM 14324
Lineage: Eukaryota; Fungi; Basidiomycota; Mixiomycetes; Mixiales; Mixiaceae
Exons: 3
Coding region: 63-986 (307 amino acids)
Cellular component (GO): nucleus
Source: RefSeq, a predicted model, not a curated record
AGAGCAAAGUCAGCGCUAGCCAGCAAAGACGCGACGACGAAACGAGGAGGAGCAGUAGAGAGAUGGCGUCUACUGACGACGAGCAACAGGAGCUCGUCGAUGUCACUUUUGACUUUUUCGGCCUGGAAGCAGUCGACUAUCACGGCAUCAGAGCCCUGCUGAACCAGCUACUCGCGCAUGACGCAAGUCUCAUCAGAACAGAAGCACUAGCAGACUGGCUCGUAGCGCCUACUCAGACAGGUGUAGCAAUGAGCAAAGCCGGAACGACAGUCAAGACAGACGGCGAAGCGAGCGAUCCUUUGGCUCUUUGUGCUUAUGUGCCUCUCUGUCCGUUGCCUGCCAACACAAGCGACGAAGCAACUGCUGCUCUUGCGGGCCUCACAUCUUGGCUCGCUCAGCGCGUGCUGGCAUCUACAGCACAGAGCCGACAAGGACUACGUACGAUAGAUGAAGACAUUGCUAAAACGCUCGCGCAAAGACUCUCGGCUGCUCAGUCCGCGCCGAGCUUGGGAUUGAUCGUCUCCGAGCGCUUGCUCAACAUGCCAGCUCAGAUCGUAGCGCCCCUACUGCGCAUCACGCUCGAGGAUAUGGCCAGUAUACCCAAUGCAAACGACAAAGACGCUCAGAUAUUGCUGCUCUCGCGUAUCUACGUCGCCGCCUCUGAAGACGACGCAGACGAUCUCAGGUUCGCGCAAGCGUCGCAAGACCUGACGAAUGGCUCUACUCCAAAGAAGCGUCGGAAAGCCAAGACGCCCAAGAAGCAAGCUCAGGAAGCCCAGUUGUACCCUUAUCACGUCGAAGAUGAGAUACUCGCGCAAAACGCAAAACAUGUGCUCGAUUUUGCGUACCAGCAAGCCCCAGCAAGAACGCAAGAAGCAGAGGGUCUCGAUUUCGGAGUAGAAAUGUUUGGCACGCUCAUGCUGUUCGACCGCUCCUCUCUCGACGGUCUGGUGGGAGCACUCGAGCAAGCAGGCAGCUCAACAUGAUGCAUUCUAGCUGAGCGUGUUGUUGUACUUUGGCGCAGCUGCAAAGUAAUGCUGCGAGAAUUGUCGCAAUAUCGGAUGAGCUUGCACUGACUCUGUCCGCAGUGGAUUGCGCCAGUCUAUCUCGUCGGUUGUGACUUGCAAAGGCUGUCUGAAUGCUAGCUCGAAGCAGCACGCUGUACCUCCGCAA